This is a messenger RNA of Etheostoma cragini (Arkansas darter), 3019 nucleotides long. Its product is annotated as ras-related protein Rab-35. Gene Ontology annotation, molecular function: GTP binding; GTPase activity. Bases 1144 to 1773 code for a protein of 209 amino acids. Gene Ontology annotation, cellular component: plasma membrane; endosome membrane. The transcript has 7 exons. The record is from RefSeq and is a predicted model, not a curated record. Lineage: Eukaryota; Metazoa; Chordata; Actinopteri; Perciformes; Percidae. Gene Ontology annotation, biological process: endocytic recycling.
AGUUUUAGGUUGGAGCUAGGUCCCCAGGGCCGUUGGGGCACAGCAGUUUCUGGUUUUUCCUACAUGACCUGAAUGCAGCAUCAGAUGAUGAGAGUGGGUCAUCAGCUGCAGACAGUCAGGUGUGGUCGGCGGGGAGAUAUUCCGACCGAAGCAGUGAUCCAGCGAACUUAAACAGGACAUAAACAACGUCAAACGCGGAUGUGUAAAAAUGACCCAGUGACAGAGCACACCUCAACAACCAAACACCUUUUUAACCUGGGCUGAAGAAUGAAGCAAGAGCCCUCCUCCUGUAAUGAUACAGGGAACAGUUGACUUUUCCCCUGUCCACAAGAGGAACUGAAGUGAAAUUAAGGAAUCGGCUCAAAUAAACCGCAGCGGAUGUAACCACUACUGAACUGCAGUGGAAAAAAAGAGAACAUCUCAGGUUCUUGCAUCUUAAAAAAAAAAGAUGGAGUUAAUAAAUGAGUGGUUGAAAGGGUUUAGGGCAAUAGGUAGAUUCAUUAUCAGUUGUUAAGUCACCUGUCCAUUCGGCUGUUAGAGCAACGACCACAAUAUGCCAAAUUGCUGUAAUCAUUGAGCCUUAAAUGUGUGGCUUUCCGUGCUUAAAUAAAUAGAUCUCUGUGAAGACGUUGCAUUCAACGUUAAACUUCAUCCAAAGGAGAAAGUAGGUAGUGUCCACACGUCACUGACAGAACUGUGAAUGCAAAAAAUCAGUGCAUAAAAAUAAACGAUGAGUUGUCACAAGUUGGAAAUCCCCUGCUGGAGUGUCGGUGGGUGUGACUGGAACUAAGGUGGAACCACGUGGCUGCUCUCAGCCGUCAAGCAUGAAUCAUAAAUACAGAGCUCUUCAGAAACGGUCUGUCUUCUUCUGGCUGCUGUGGUUUCACUGUGAAUCCAAACUGUAUGAUGUGAACUUCUAAACAGAAACUCAAACAAUAAACCAAAACACAAAAGGUGCAGAAAUUCGACUGGAAUGUCCUCUUAUUGGCUCAGGAAUGCCUGUGAUUUUUGGACAAACUCACGUGCUGCUUUGAGCUGGUAGCAUUGGGAGGUGAAAAAAAUCCAAAACACUGGGGAGAUCAGGAAUAUCACCUCCUCCUAUGAAAGAGAUUUUACUUGGGAAUACAGUAAGAGGCCUUCCAAAUGGCAGGAAAGGACUACAAUCAUCUCUUCAAACUGCUCAUCAUUGGAGACUCCAGUGUUGGAAAAAGCAGUCUUCUCCUCCGUUUUGCAGACAACUCCUUUUCUGGCAGCUACAUCACCACCAUCGGUGUCGACUUUAAGAUCCGAACAGUGGACAUUGAUGGAGAGCGGGUUAAGCUGCAAAUCUGGGACACAGCGGGGCAGGAGAGAUUCAGAACCAUCACAUCAACGUACUACAGAAACACCCACGGGGUCAUUAUUGUUUACGACGUGACAAAUCCCGAGUCGUUUGUAAAUGUUAAGAGGUGGUUAAAUGAAAUCUCCCAGAACUGUGACAACGUCUGCAAGAUUCUAGUGGGAAACAAAAAUGACGACCCUGCCAGGAAACAGGUGGAUACCCAGGAUGCUGUGCGUUUCGGGGAGUCAAUGGGGGUUCGGGUAUUCGAAACCAGUGCCAAAGAGAACAUAAACGUAGAAGAGAUGUUCAUGGCCUUCACUCACAUGGUGCUCUGGGCCAAGAAGCAGAGCCAGAACAGAGCCGAGAGGGAACGGGAGCGGGAGAAGGACACCGUCAACAUCAACGCCCACAGAGACCGAGACCGCAGGAAGAGAGGAAAGAAAUGCUGUUGAGCCCCAAACAGACUUCACAGCCACAUAGCGCUCUUCGCUUACACAAGAAGCAUUCAAACAAGAUUGGGAAAACGUGCCUUAGUAGGAAAGUGUUCUGUGUUUAAGCUGCAGAUGUGAAUGUUUGAAACUGUUGCAGGCAGUUCUGCCUAACUGCUGUCGUGAAUGGAACUGAGGCAGAGGGAUUUACAGUCUGUCAGCACUGACUGCAUGUAGCAGCUGGGAGGUUACCAGAGUUAAAGGAUCAUUCUGGUGUUUUUGAAUGUUUAGCCCAUUUACUGCGAAUCACAUUUAAAGCAUUCUGUAAUGUUUUUUUUGUUUUGUUUUGUUUUGUUGCUCUGCUGGCAGUAGGGACUGAUGAUGGAGAGGUUGGUCGGUGAGUCAUCUCUGCUACUAACUGCCCAGAAUACUUUAAGAAGUUGAAAAUGCUUCCCAUAAAUCUAUAAUAUUUUCAGUAUUCAUUGGCCUUUUCAUUAGUGCCGAUCAUGAAUCGAAUUUCUAUUGAAACAAAAAAAUUAUGGGACAGGUGCCAUGACAUUAAGAACAUAUUCACAAACAUUUCUAAUUUUAAUUCACAAUCUUUUAGCUGAACUAGCUACUGUGGUUCCAAGAUUAACUAAAUUAUUAGUUUGUUACAGGACUGCAACUGUUGAUUCUUCUUUGAUCUAUUAACCAGGUGAUUACAAUCCAUCACAAAACAUGAUAAAAGGGAAGCGUCUGCACUACAUUUCAACAAAGGAGUAACAUAACUAAAGGAGUCAGAGCAAUCAUGAUGUAAAGUAACUCAAUUCUUUUUGUCUCUGCCAGUAUUUUAGUAUUGUAGUGAUGUAAACAACUGCUGCCUGUACAGUUGAUUAAAAACACAAUCUGUUUUGAGAUGUAGAAUUGUAUGUGAUUGUGGUGAGUGAGCUAAAACAUGCGGACCCUCUGGUGCGGUCCUUUAACUUUGCACUAAUGAACCACUGUUAAGUGCUAAUGUUUUAGUUUUGUUUUUUUCAUAAUACAGUAAACCUAACUUACCACUGAGAGGGAACUGGUUGCAGUUGUUACUAAAUUGUAACCUUGACACACUAACGGGUGUGAUGGUGUGUACUCCGCCUGUUUGAGGCCAGUAAUAAUCCAAGACUACAGUAUGGGUGUAACCUCAACAAAUUACAAGCCCAAAAUGUUUAAUUCAUUGUGGUUUUUUUAAAUAUAAAUCUGUUGCUUAGCAAAUGUGUCCAAGUCUAAAUAAAGCAAUACAUCCAGA